AUGACGCGCCACAACCUGCACGAGCAUCUCGGCUGGUUGUUGCGUGCGAAGCCCUCCAUUCCCGCUGAGUCGACCAUCUUGCCGCCCGUGUCGGCAUCGUUUCCCACCAUUGGCGCCACUCAGAGCGCCGAGACAUUCGACGACGACAUCGACGCAGAGGAGGAGGUGCUCGCGAGCAUACGACAGGAGGAGAAUAGCAGGACGCCGACUGUCCCACCGACGGAGAGGAAUACCAGUACAGCAGACAUGGCGAGGACCAGGGUGGCGCCCAGCUCAGCCAGCAAGCCUCAUACCCAUGCGACUACAGCCAACAUGUACUCCGCUGCUUCGUCCACCAAGACAGCACCCAGAACAGUCCCGCCACAGACUCGAGCACCGCUAUCAGUCCCGAGGCAGCCCACCUUUCAGCGGACACCUCUUACCACCAAGUCCACGAUUACGACCGCGAACAUACUCGAGGACAUUGAGAUUAUGGAUCUCACAGAGGGCGUCAGCGAGCUGUGUAGUCCAUCGUCCAAGAUGCAGGCCACUCUCACAGCUGGCAGAAAGAGGAAGAGUGACGAGUAUGAGGCCGACAUGCGAGGUGGAGUCGCGGAGAUGCAGAGCCUGGCUGAGAAUGUCAUGCCGUUUCGCCCUUCACAGGAGUUCCAAUCGAUCGAUGAUCUCGAAGACAGUCCGACGAAGCAGGAUGUAGCACCGUCAGAGCCACCACCACCAUACUCCACAAUCCCACCGAGAGCGAAGACACCUGCAUAUCGUGCACCGUCGAAGACCCCAAUGCCUGCCGUCCAAGAGACUUCAACUACAACGACAAGGAUAUACGGAGAUGUGGAGAUGCCUGAUUCGGAAGAUGAGUUCGACUUGAUGGACUUUUCGGCGCAGAAACCUGUGGCUGCACCUCCGUCUCGUGUUUCGCCUGCGAAGAGCAAACCAGUUGCGAUCAAGCGGGAACCUGUUCCGGGAGAACACUUUUCACGCCCUGUUUCAAGAGCGCGCGAAGAGAAGAGCACCGUGCAGUAUCCGGAUCUCGGCAAUGCCUUCGUCAAAGAGAAAUCUCCCGUGUGCUCACCAACAAGAGGACCACUUCAUGGUCAUGGGCAGGUCUCACCACGACGACCACAACAGUCUGUACUUCAAGCCAAGGUACCUCUGGCAGAUCCUACUCCUGCGCAGACCCCCGCCACCCAAGUUGCCUCUCCAGUGACCAAAGAGCUGACUGAGCUAUUGAAGAGCCUGUUCGAAGCCGACGAUUCUCUUUUCAGCAAAGCCCUGCAAAUUCUCGAAGCACGGAACGAGAGUGUCUGCAACGAGAUGACGGAUCGACUGGACGAAGGAAAUGAUGAUAUCGAUGACCUGCAAGCCGAGCUAGAGAGCAUAGAUGCACGGAAAGGGGCGCUGGAAGCCUUACAAGAGAAGCGAUCGCGUUAUCAGAAGCUGGUUGAUGAGAAAGCUCGUCUUCGCAAUGCACUGAACCAGGCCAUUAAAGCACGUCAGGAUAUGGCUGCGGCCAGGACCGCGAACGAUGCUGGCAAAGUGCGCCUCGAUGAGAUGGAGAAAGCAUGCUUGUCACUAUUGCAGACCUGCGAAAGCGAUGUCAAGAAGGCGCUCAGCUCGACCGGGCGCGGUCUUGACUUGUCUGUGGCUGCUCAGCGAGUCGCCGUGAAGUCAACUCAGGCACAAGCACAAAGCUUCCGAGAACAAGGACCAGCCAUUCCGAGCUCUAGCCGCAUCGCGCAGACACAGAUCCAGCCGUCGAUGCCCCCUCCUGCACUGCCUAGACACAAGCAGACAGCCUCGCCGUCUCGGAGAAACAAUAUACAACCACAUAAUCACUCAAGGACAACAUAUGACGAAACUGACCUUGACGACGAUACCUUCGGCGACCAUGACGAGGCGAAUUAUCAGACAAACGACAGUACCAUGUUCAGCAGCCGCAUGGGCACUCCUCCGCGAGCAUACCAUGAUGACGAGGAUGAAUUCGGCAUGGAAGAUGAUGUUGACAUGCUUGAUGACAUCGACCACUAUGCCCAGCCUGUAACGAAGCCUCAAAGCUUUCCAUCUCGACCUGUGUUCGCGGAGAGAUCUGGCAAUAGCCAAGCGAGGCCUCCUUCUGCAGCCAAGAUGAAGAAGACUCCUGCGAAGGACCUCGCUGCGAUCGAGCGUAAGAACUUUGGAUACCCCUGGUCUGAUGAAGUGAAGAGGACAUUGAAACAGACCUUCAAGCUUCAAGGAUUCCGUGAGAACCAGUGUGAAGCCAUCAACGCGACUCUUGGCGGCAAAGAUGCGUUUGUGCUGAUGCCCACCGGUGGCGGCAAGUCGCUGUGUUAUCAAUUACCUAGUCUCGUCCGUGGUGGCAAGACAAGGGGCGUCACUAUUGUGAUCUCGCCGCUGCUGAGUUUGAUGGAAGAUCAAGUCCAACAUCUGAGGAACCUCAACAUCCAGGCAUUCCUCAUCAACAGCGAAACCACCAAGGAAGAAAGAGGCUUCCUGCUCGACUCGCUCAAGAAUCCGGACGUCGAGAAGUUUAUCACCCUUCUCUAUGUCACACCGGAGAUGCUUAGCAAGAGCGCUGCAAUCAACAACGCGUUCGCGCGGCUCCAUCAGAGCAAACGCCUUGCAAGACUUGUCAUCGACGAAGCUCACUGUGUAAGUCAAUGGGGUCAUGACUUCCGUCCCGAUUACAAGGAGAUAGGUGAAGUGCGCAAAAGACUACCCGGCGUGCCAGUCAUGGCUCUGACGGCCACGGCUACCGAGAAUGUCAGGCUGGACACGAUUCACAACCUUGGCAUCGAUGGCUGCGAAGUCUUCACGCAAAGCUUCAAUCGCCCGAACCUCUACUAUGAGGUUCGCAUGAAGGGCAAAGGCAAGAGCGACCUGAACAGUAUCGCAUCUCUCAUCAAGGACGAUCAUCCGAAGCAGACGGGUAUCAUCUAUUGUUUCUCACGCAAGGACUGUGAGAAUAUGGCAAAUGCCUUGAAGGCUCUUGGGAUCAAAGCUCAUCAUUAUCACGCCGGAAUGGAAGGUCCCGAAAAAGCCAACGUGCAGAAAGAAUGGCAAGCCGGCAGAUAUCAUGUUAUCGUUGCCACCAUUGCGUUCGGAAUGGGGAUCGAUAAGCCUAACGUGCGGUUCGUGAUCCACCACAGCAUACCAAAGUCGUUAGAAGGCUACUACCAAGAGACUGGCAGAGCAGGAAGAGAUGGCAAACCUUCGUCAUGCUAUCUAUUCUAUGGUUUCGGGGACGCUAGCAAACAGAAACGCUUCAUCGACGAGGGAGAAGGCAGCCACGAACAGAAAGAACGUCAACGGCAGAUGCUGAAGAAGAUGACGCAGUACUGUGACAAUCGCAGCGACUGUCGCCGCGUGCAGGUUCUCAGCUACUUCAGCGAACGUUUUGACCCCGAAGAUUGUGACGGAGGUUGUGACAACUGCACCUCAGAUUCCAGCUUCCACGACGUCGACUACACAGAUUAUGCUGAGAAGGCCAUCGAACUUGUACGGAAAGUGCACAAGGAGAAGGUGACACUAUUGCACUGCAUCGAUGUCUUCAGAGGCGGCAAGAGCUCGAAGAUCACACAAUUGUCUCAUGAUAGCCUUGAGGAAUACGGCUGGGGUAGCGAGCUUGACCGCACCGACCAAGAACGACUUUUCUAUCGCCUCCUGAGUGAGGAUGCUAUACGGGAAGAGAACAUUGUCAACAAGUCGGGCUUCGCUGCAAACUACAUCAUGUUGGGAAGCAGGUGCCGAGAGUUCCAUUCUCGCAAAGGAGGAACGAAGCUGAUGCUGCAAGUCCGGAAGUCACCAUCGAAAGCAAAAGCAUCGAAAGUGUCCAAGACAGCUCCGAAAGCGAGGAAAUCUGGAGGCAAUACUGGCGUGCGCCAAGCGCCAUUGUCGACCAAUGUUUCGUCACCAAUACAAGCUGCCUCGAAGCGAAAGAAGCCGGCUCAACAAGCCAAUCUACGGGAUAUGCACGCCAAUGGGUACCAGCGUGAUGAGUUCGUGGUGUCUGACCCCGAAGAUGGAGACUACCACAGCUCCAGUGAUGGGUUUGAGCCAGUACGAGUUGCUGGCAAGACCAGGACUGCUAAGAAGGCAAGAGAGCUCGGUCCUCCCAUCACCACCGAUAAUGUCAUGGACAGGCUCCCCGAGGUUCAUAGGAUCUUGGUUGAAGACUUCAUGAACCAUGGCGAGAAGAAGGUCAAGGACAUACAGACGAAGAGAAAUCUGGCCAUGGUGCCGUUCACCAACACUGUCCUGCGCCAAAUGGCCAUCCAUUUCACCGACACCGAGCAAAAGAUGGCCGAGAUUCCUGGCAUCGAUGUUGAUAAGGUACGGGUCCAUGGCAAGCAUCUCACCAAGCUUGUCAGAGACUUAAAGCAACGGUACGAAGAGAUGACGGGCGGCGCUGUGGACGAAGACGACGAGGAUGAGCCCGCGAACCCUCACAACAGGAACGUGAUCGAUCUGGUCAGCGAGGAUGAGGACGACUUUGGCAGCAUGCCCCCAAUGAGCGAAGACGACGAUGAAUAUGAUGACGACGGGGAGGGCGAGUCAAGCCACUACUUCCCUGCGCACGCAGAGACACAGGAUGCCGCUGUCCAGGCCUUCAAUGCCAAGUUUUCGUACUCGCAAUCAUUGGGUAUGCGCACAUUGCCUGCAUCUCAACCAGCCAAAAAAUCACCGAAAGGCCGGAAACGCUACACUGCGAAGGAGAAAGUCAGCGGUGCUGGUCGGGGUCGAGGCAGCUGGGGCAAAGGAGACGGCUCUCGCAAGGCUUCUGGAGGUAGUGCCUCUGGUGCUGGUGUUGCGAAGAAGAAAGCGCCUGCUCGAUCAAAUACGCGAGGGCCUGCGAAGGGCGGCGGAGGAGGAUUUGGAGAGAGCGGCAUCAACUUGAUGCCCGCAUGA
Messenger RNA from Fulvia fulva, 4902 nucleotides. Its product is annotated as ATP-dependent DNA helicase hus2/rqh1. The transcript has a single exon. Gene Ontology annotation, molecular function: nucleic acid binding; ATP binding; four-way junction helicase activity. NCBI's taxonomy places the organism in Eukaryota, Fungi, Ascomycota, Dothideomycetes, Mycosphaerellales, Mycosphaerellaceae. The record is from RefSeq and is a predicted model, not a curated record. The coding region runs from base 1 to 4902 and encodes 1633 amino acids. Gene Ontology annotation, biological process: DNA replication; double-strand break repair via homologous recombination. Gene Ontology annotation, cellular component: cytoplasm; RecQ family helicase-topoisomerase III complex; chromosome.